Neurospora tetrasperma FGSC 2508 is the source of this 1503-nucleotide messenger RNA. RefSeq lists its product as uncharacterized. The transcript has 2 exons. Gene Ontology annotation, molecular function: transmembrane transporter activity. The record is from RefSeq and is a predicted model, not a curated record. Gene Ontology annotation, cellular component: membrane. Lineage: Eukaryota; Fungi; Ascomycota; Sordariomycetes; Sordariales; Sordariaceae. The coding region runs from base 1 to 1503 and encodes 500 amino acids. Gene Ontology annotation, biological process: transmembrane transport.
AUGUCGAAAAGCACAGAUUCUGGCGUCGUUACCAAGGGCGAUCUUCGGGGCCCAUCCAGUUCCCUCAAAAGCUCCCGUCACGAGUACACCUCAGACACACAAACAACAGAACUGGUGCAAGAACAACCCAAGAGAAGUUGGCGUUCUUACGUCUGGGAUACAUUGGACAAGUCUCCCCAAGAAAGGCGCUUCCUCUUCAAGCUUGACGCGGUGAUUCUGACUCUGGCCUCCCUCGGAUACUUCAUCAAGUAUCUUGACCAAGUCAACAUCACAAAUGCCUUCGUGUCCGGAAUGAAGGAAGAUUUGAAGCUGUUUGGCAAUGAGUUGAACUAUAUGCAGACUUGCUGGACGGUUGGAUAUGUCAUUGGCGAAAUUCCAAGCAACAUCUUGUUGACUCGUAUCCGGCCGUCUAUCUGGAUCCCGGCUUGCGAAGUUGUAUGGGCUAUUCUGACCAUUUUGCUCGCCAAAUGCAAGACGACAACUCAAGUCUACGUCUUGCGUUUCUUCAUCGGUCUCGCCGAAAGUGUAUUCUACCCGGGCAUGCAAUACAUUAUCGGCUCAUGGUACCGCAAAGACGAACUGGCCAAGCGAUCUUGCGUCUUCCAUGCCAGUGGCGCCAUAGGCACCAUGUUCUCCGGGUAUCUUAUGGCGGCAGUCCACAAGAAACUAGCCGGCGUCGGAGGAUUCAAAGGCUGGCAGUGGCUGUUCAUCAUUGACACAGUCAUCUCCCUGCCCAUCGCCAUCUCAGGCUUCUUCCUCAUGCCAGACCUGCCCGAGAUCACCAAAGCGUGGUAUUUCUCUGCGGACGAGAUUACGUUGGCCAAGGAGCGUAUGCGUCUCGAAGGUCGUGCUCCUAGAGCGCCAUACACCAAGGCCAAGUUCAAAAAGAUAUUCUCCAGCUGGCACAUCUACCUCCUCACUGCACUUUACAUCUUCUUCAACAAUGGUAACGGAGCCUCCGGCCAGCCAGCUUUCCAGCUGUGGCUCAAGUCGAAGGGACACCCUAUCACCGAAGUGAACACUUAUCCGACAAUCACGGCCGCCAUCACUGUGAUCACGACGCUCAUCUACGCCUGGACGUCUGAUACUGUGUUCCGCGGUGCUAGAUGGCCGCCCAUUGUCUUUUCGGGUCUAGUGAACAUUGUGAUCUACUCCAGUCUAGCAGCCUGGAACAUUCCUGACGGAUGGAAAUGGGCCUGCUUUUUUCUGGCGGGCUUCGGCGGAGGUAUCAGUGGACUGACGUUUGCUUGGGCGCAUGAAAUCUGCGGCGACGACAACGAGGAAAGAGCGCUGGUGACGGGCACCAUGAACGAGAUGGCCUAUGUCUUUCAGGCGUGGCUGCCCUUGCUGAUUUGGCAGCAAGUAGAGGCGCCGGUGUACCACAAGGGGUAUAUGACCUCUAUUUUUAUUGCCGUGGCAAUGAUACUUACUGCGGUCUUGGUCAGGUUUUUACAUCACAGGGAACGAGCAAGAAAGCUGCUUGCGGAAGAGCCAAAUGCUUGA